Cantharellus anzutake is the source of this 733-nucleotide messenger RNA. RefSeq lists its product as uncharacterized. The record is from RefSeq and is a predicted model, not a curated record. NCBI's taxonomy places the organism in Eukaryota, Fungi, Basidiomycota, Agaricomycetes, Cantharellales, Hydnaceae. The transcript has 5 exons. The coding region runs from base 133 to 627 and encodes 164 amino acids.
GCACAAGACGGAGGCUCUGUUAGCUACGUGUUCUUCCGCUCUUCGACCAAAGCUUGAGUCACGUCGAGCCGAGUGCGAAGCGCGGUUGCGCCAUCUGACGAGGUGCCCACGCCACCGUGCGAAGACGCCACCAUGGCGGAUGGACAAGGGGAAGGCCCAUCAACAUCACGAGAUCCAGUAUCUACGAAGUUGCGGAUAUUAAAUUCGCCCGUUGUUAUGCGUGGGCAGACCCACAAGUCUUCUACACACAGCACCGCGACGCUCGAUCAUCGCGAAGCUAUCAGACUUCAGCAAGCAGAAUCAGAGAAAGCUAUGGCUCGUCAAAAGCGGACUGGACAGUCUCGGAAUGCAUGGGAAGAGAAAAUUUUACCUCGUGCAUCACGAUGGGACGCACUUUCCUCUAGCGAGCGAGACCGUGCGAUCCUCGCAUUCAUGCAAGCUGGCCCGUCAGAGUCUGAUGAAGAAUACGGCGGAGACGAAGACGAACUAGAUGAUGUGCUAAUGGAGACCUUGCUGAACGCCGAGUUUGAAGAUGGCACGAAAGGCCAGAAUAUACUGGAGCCGGAUGAUUUGUCCAACAUUAUACGAGUCCAAGUCCCUUCUGACAUCAACAUGGAUGAUUGUUAGUGUUGCCGUAUUGAUUCUGAUAAUUAUACCUUACAUAUUUGGUUAUACGUUUGUAUGUACUUGUGUUGACCGACACCGAUUGCAAUUGAAAUUUAGCGAAAUGGAC